AUGAUUGAGAGUAUGGUUCCUACAAUCCACGCCUGCACCGAUGCCAGCCCGGUUGUUGAUGUGGUCCUUGUCCACGAGCUAAGUUCACACGAGAAUACGGUAUGGGAACAGUCGGACAUUCCUAUCAGAUGGCUAAGAGAUGCGCUGCCGGCCACUCUGCCCCCUGCAAGACUUCUGUCCUACGGGUACGAUGCCGAUAUAUCUCUACACAGGCCUGAGGUUUCGCAGUCGUCUAUCGAUGCAAACGCACACCAGCUACAUGAAAUGCUACAAUUAAAGAGAGUCAGAGCCGACGAAAUGAUCCGGCCCAUAAUAUUUAUGACCCACAGUCUGGGUGGGGUCGUCGUCAACCAAGCACUAAGAAUCGCAAAGCUGAAAUCCCGUCGCACAAUAUUUGACCACUGUCAAGGUGUUGUGUUUCUUGGGAGAUCAUGUCCUACCACACAUCCUCUCAUAAGCCCUCCAACUCCAUUAUGGAAGGCUAUCUACAACCUAGGAUACCAUGCAGGCCUCGUUCUCUGCCAGCUCGGUUGUACAGCUGUGGUCGCAAACUAUCAACCAACAGGCCCCAGGCGCGUCGCAGACAAUAAAGGCGGAUUCAGCCACCUCGACCCAUCACCUACGUUCUUCGUCUUCGCGGUGCUCGGGUACUUCCUUUCUUUUAUGACAAGCUAUAGUACACUGGAGAGAACGCCUUAUCAAACAUACCUCUUAGUGAUCGGCUUCACCCUAGGAGCGGCGAUAUCAGUGUACAUGCUAGUCCAACAAAUAUCUUCGAACGUGCUUACAGCUGUCAUGCCCUUAUGCCUGACCUCUGCUCUGAUGGGGUGUACUGUCUCAGAUUUCAUUUCGAGCUUGUCGCAUCAAGCUGACGCAGAAUCUGCAUUAAAUCUCAUGCAAGCAUGGGCUACCAGCGUCAAGGUUCCAAGUGAACAAGUCAAUGGAGAGAAGCUGUGA
Messenger RNA from Exophiala aquamarina CBS 119918, 957 nucleotides. RefSeq lists its product as uncharacterized. The record is from RefSeq and is a predicted model, not a curated record. The transcript has a single exon. Lineage: Eukaryota; Fungi; Ascomycota; Eurotiomycetes; Chaetothyriales; Herpotrichiellaceae. Bases 1 to 957 code for a protein of 318 amino acids.